Aspergillus viridinutans is the source of this 3843-nucleotide messenger RNA. RefSeq lists its product as uncharacterized. The coding region runs from base 1 to 3843 and encodes 1280 amino acids. The transcript has 5 exons. The record is from RefSeq and is a predicted model, not a curated record. NCBI's taxonomy places the organism in Eukaryota, Fungi, Ascomycota, Eurotiomycetes, Eurotiales, Aspergillaceae.
AUGGAGCGAGUAAGGAAAACCUUCUUCAACCCUCUCGCGACCUCGAAGGCCCAGGUUCAAAAGAUCCUGGAAGACCUCCCAGUCGGCUCUGCACACCCUUUCAGCCUGGAGCAAAUCCUUCUUUGUCGGACAGAAAAUGGCAUUGAGGAAAUCGAUAUCUCUUCCUACCCGGAAACCUUUUUUUUUAAUGCCAUGGACUUGGGCGAGAUGGGCGAGAUCCUUUUACGGCGAAUGGCCGGCUUCCAGUCCCAUCUGAAGGUAUUCGAGGACUUCCAGAUUAUGCAAGCACCAGCAUCAACAUUUAAAAUCCCUAUCGUCUCAGAUCAAAUCACGAUUCUAGCAGUUUCUGAACGAACACCCACUUACUACGACUUCUGCUUCGCGGAUGAAUCGUGUAGGGCAUGCUGCUGGCUGGCAAGAAAUACCUUCCCGGGAAUCACCCACAGCGGAGAUAUUCUCAAUGGACAGGAUCUCCUCGAUUAUGUGAAGAUCAACAAGAACUCUCUAACAGAGAAAGAAAUCUGCGUGUUCAUCUCCGGCUACCAGUCUACACUCAUCACAAGGUUUCUGGGAACACACCCUGCUUUGCUAGUCGCUGAUCAUGUGGAUAAGGUUCUUUACAUCAUCCCGGUGCCCUUGGACGCAGCGACCAUCGGGGACGCAACAAUCUGCUGCCCGUUGGUAAUAAAACGCGAUGGAGACUCGUUAAUUUGUUCGAUAUUACCAACCGCAACCACGGACCGGGACAUGAUGUGCAACAGUGACAAGUUGAUCAGCCCUGCCUUCCCAGAAGCGAUAAAACGCGCUGACUUCACUAUGGGUACUCCUGAACUAACUACACGAACCCCGGUGAAUGAUUCAGUCAAAGAGGACACAGCGUCAAAUUCAGAAAACCUGCGUAAGGUCAUCACCAAAGAAAAUGCCAUUUUUACCACCGAUUCAGCUGUUCUUCCUUCGUUCAUUGAUCUGGAGAAAACACAGAUCAUACGGUUCGGCACCGGUCUUGAAUUCAAACUACCAAACGAAGAGGUACCCACGAGGGAGGAGCCCUCCGCUAUUGUUCUGCCAUGCAUCUUUGGUACCGAGCUCCAAGGCCCAGUUCUACUUGCAACCGGAACAKUCCCUUCGAAUGUCCCAUUUCCCAAUGAAGAUGCACUCCGGGACUACUAUAAGCAACUCAAGAAUGCCGUGGUGAUCGUCGACGAACGAAUGACAGAUAAUGCCCGGAAUCUCGCAUCUGCCUACCGAAUCAAUGCACUCUUCAUCGUUCAACUCACUCCAGAAACCGAGCCCAAGGAUACCAAUAGUAUCCUUUCGCUGAUGGAUUCGGCGAAUAUCAAUGCAGUGACGGCACUUGCAGGACCACAGUCCUUGAUUCUGGUUCAGAUCUCCGACAAGUAUUACUUCUACAGAGGCAUUGCCAACCGGGCACACCUCAAUACGUCGGGACUAGCAUUUGGCUCAGAUGUAACAAGUGUACUCGAGUCUGUAGGCAUCGGCUCCAUCCUAGAUCCGAGGAUAGAGCGAGUCAUUAACCUCGGCGACGCAAAUUCGAUCAUCCUCCCCACUACCGGCCAGUUAGUCCAACCCCAAGAUCUACAGAAGUUGUUUGAAGAAAUUUCAGUCGACCAGAUCCAAAACCUGGAAGACGACAUAUCUGCAGUAGUUUCACAGCUCCAGGUGCUUCUGAACCAGAAAGACCUACAAGAACUCUCCAGAGCCCUGGUGACUGCGCUCUCCGCCAAGAUCAACAAGGUUGCAGCCCCAUUAAGAGACAGCUACACCGAAUUCCUAACACAGGAAUACCGUAGGGAAGAUCCCAAAUCCGUGCAGAAGAAGAAUAACAUGCUUGGCAAAUUGAGAAAGAUCACAAAGGACAUGCAAAAGGCCCUUGAGCCGGUGAUCUCAUGCCUGGCGAACAUGAUAUCGUCUCAAACGACUUCCAAGCGAACGCACGAUCUGAAGCGCCUUGUUCGCCAAACCACCAUUCAAAAUAACGUCGAGGCAGCGAAGUCCAUGACGUUUGAGACUCUCUCGGGAUACCUUGAGGAAUACGCGGGAGAUAUGGGUGUUAUGCUUUUGAAUAUUGAGACGACGCCUUAUCGUGAGCUUUUGGGUAACUUGAAAAACAGCGCCAUUGAUGCCAGCCAAUGUUGCGCCCUCGACUCGAGAAUCCUGCACCUGGAAGGAUUCGACGCAGGCAUCAUCAUGGAGCAGUCGCAAACCACGCACGACGGCCCACUCAAAAGCACCAUAGGACCCUCCCAGCCCAUUCUGGCGUUACCCUACCUAAGCCAGUCAUCAGGAACCGGAUCAAUGCUAGCCUGGGUCUGUUGGGCUGAGUUCGUCAACCUGAAAAGCCCCUACACAGUGCGAUGGAUGGAGAAAUGCAAUGAACCGCACAUCGCCGCGCUCCGAAUUAUCAUGAGAAGCACGCUUGGCCAAGCAGUCGCGUCCAGAGAACAUGAUAUUCAACCCAGCAGCCCAGAGACUGGCCAUUUAAUGAGCGCACUGUUAAUGGCCGCCAUGUCGAAACUCGCGGCGAUGAGAACAUCUAAGCCCGUGGAACUAGACAAAGCCGAGGAUACCGUCACAAGGUUAAUGCGCGGACUCUUCGGUAAUCUCUUGACAAUCGCCGGCUCAGGAAUCCGUCCCCUCAGCAUGGUCUGGCAACUCUUCGGUCUGAAUCCCCAAUACGACCUCCCCACGAGCUCCGCUGAGUGGAUCUGGUAUGAAAACGUGGUCGCACUAUACCCGUAUACAGGCUGGCCACUCCGACAAUUCCACGGAAAUCUAGAAAAACUCCUCGACAAAGCCGUCCUCCGGGUGGUGACUAAGAACGAAAAUCUAGCCACGAUCAAAGCAAGCCGCACGGCUGAGAUGGAGAAGUUCUGCAAGCUGAGGAAUAUCCAGCUCGAGCAUUCGCGCACUAUCAUUACCAUCUUCAUGCGCAUGCUUACAGCGGAGGAUAUUGAUCUCCAGCCCGUCGCGGCUCGGCUGCUCGCGCAGCUGCCGCAUAAACUGGAGAGACAGUCGCAGAGCUACACGAAGAUGAUCACAUACUUGAACCAUCUCGCAGAGGGAGGCGAACGGUGCGUCAACGACGACCUCACCGCCGCGAGCGUCUACACCUCGCGCUCCGCAGCCUUCGCGGAACUAAAGAAGCAAGUCUGCGAAGCAUGCAAGAGGAAGGAUUGGGCACGGAUGAAAGAAGCCUGCCAGGGGAUAAUGACCAAACAUGUCGAAAUCGCGGCGCUGUGGCGCGUCAAGCCCGAAUCGCUGAAAAUCCAAAACAUGAAGCUGUACAAAGCGCUGUUAGCCGCGGACUUUGACGAUAUUGACCAUAACACUCAGACUAAGAACCUCGAACUUACGAGACAGGUUCUCGGCGAUGCGGAGAAUAAGCGUGUUCCGUGGCAGGUUGGCAAGCAGGGUCAAUUCGGAGGUAGCAUCGAGCCUCUCGAUGAGGACUUUCUUCAUGAGAUUAUGACGGGGGAGAAGAAGCUAGAGCCAGCAGCCCCUCCAGGAGAAGAGGAAAGGGCCAUGAUUAAAACAGAAGAUGAAUUCGCGGAAUUCAAGGCGUCGUUGCGGGCGGAAUUCAUCAACACCAUGCAGAAGAACCUCUCCGCCGAAGAAGUCUGCGACAUUAUCAAUGUUCCUGUCUCCGCGAUGCGUGUUUUCGUCAAGGCAUUGAAUCCGGCGUUUGUUUGGGAAGAUUUGGCGGUGAAUUUCAAGGGCGUUAUUCUGGAGUUGGUGAAAGAUCGAUCAAAACGGGAGGAGAGUCGGCCUGUCAGGAGGUUGUUGCAGAUUGAGGUUGGGAAGAACUUGCAGAUCGAGGGGUGA